CUUGUAGUGGUUGGCUUUUGUUCCUUUCAUAUUUAUGUACAAUCAAAUUCAACCAAAUUAGUAAACAUUUUUAGCUACUCAUAAUAAUAAUAAUGGACAAGGGAAAUGGUGUUGAAGCAACAAGAUCUUCCAUUGAAAUGGAAAAUUCAGUAGCUGAUGAGGAAUUGGAAGACAGAGCUUCACUACUACGCAUUGUGGAAACUUUCUUGCGUUUGUUCCCUAUUGCUUUGUGUGUAACAGCUCUUGUCAUUAUGCUUAAGAAUUCUGAGGAAAAUGAGUAUGGUUCUCUUGCUUAUUCUGAUCUUGGUGCUUUCAGGUAUUUGGUGCAUGCCAAUGGUAUUUGUGCAGGAUAUUCACUAUUCUCAGCUGUCAUUGUUGCUGUGCCCCGCCCUUCAACCAUGCCUAAAGCUUGGGCUUUCUUUUUGCUUGACCAGGUGCUAACCUACAUAAUACUGGUUGCUGGAGCUGUAUUAGCACAAGUGUUGUACCUUGCUGAGAAGGGAGUCCCCACAGCAGCAUGGAAUUCAGUUUGUGACUCUUUUGGUUCAUUUUGUCACAAAAUCAAAGCAUCAUUAGUUAUCACAUUUGUUGCUGUUGUUUGCUAUGUUUUGCUUUCACUUAUUUCCUCUUACAGGCUAUUUAGCAAGUAUGAUGCACCAGCACCACUCAACAAACCCAACAAGGACAUUGACAAUGUUGCUGCUUUCAAUGGUUGACCUUAAAAUAGUGUGUUUGUAAUGUGUAAAUCUUAAUCAAAUACUUUUAUGUGCAUGAAGUUGCCUCGAAGCACAAACUUUAAGUGCUUCUGAACCAAAUAACUUCAGUAGCAUGCUUAUGAAUGUCUUCUAAUUUCCAUGUGCAAUGAAUGUGAAUUAUACUAGUUUCUUUUUUA
Cicer arietinum (chickpea) is the source of this 892-nucleotide messenger RNA. Its product is annotated as CASP-like protein 2A2. Lineage: Eukaryota; Viridiplantae; Streptophyta; Magnoliopsida; Fabales; Fabaceae. The record is from RefSeq and is a predicted model, not a curated record.